UUUGUCAGAAGGUUUUUUUGCGGAUUAUUUUCAAAUGUUCUCCCUUCCCGCCGGAAUAACGCAAUCGCUGGAUAUACCAUUGACAUUUGUGUUGAAAACAAUGCGUCAAAUGGAUCGGAUUCAGACAAUUAAGAGGCAAAUGAUUUAGCAUAGUUUAAAUAUAUUUAGGGGGAGCCGCACUUAUAGUUGUCAGUGUCUCUGGUCUACUGGACCGGUUCACUGCGCAGGUUUGGGACGCGCGCCAUUUUGUGUAAAUUGACAUAAAAAUGAUUGUCCAAAUUAAGCGUAUAUUUUAGGGCAUGAUAUUUGUUUCAUAUUUUUGGGAUCUUGAUUAUUAUUCGUUAUGAUUGCCUACGUCCGUGUUUCCCGUGGUGAGCUUACAAGAAAAUGGAACAAUCUGAAUGUAGCAACCUUUAUUUAGCGGUUGAAUUCCUAGCUACAGAAUCUUGUUAGCUAACUAGCUAACCUUAGCUAGUUAACAGCAGUAGCCACGUUCGUUUAGUCAACUAGCUAACAUGCGAGCUAGUCGAACUUGGGUGGAUAACUAAUUUUUUUGGUUGGGGACGCAUUUGAUCGUCAAUAAGUUUUAUUUGGCUGGCCAGUGGAGGAGCCUUUUCACCUUCGCGUUACGGGAAUUGUGUUGACUGUGACUGACUGCUAACGUUAACUUAGCCGACGACUGAGGGCAGAGAAGCUCAAGCUGGAUAAGUUGCCCUAUCAUACAGGUUAUUUGACUUUAAAUGAAGAUCGUGCCAUCAGAGUGGGUUGUGGUUUGCUGCUGGACUCUCCUCCCAGGAUGAUAUGAAAUUUUACAGGAGACGAUGCAUCCAGGAGGAGAGACUUCAGCAUGCAAACCUUCGUCCGUCCGGCUUGCGCCCUCUUUUUCAUUCCACGCUGCUGGUCUUCAGAUGGCUGCUCCAAUGCCCCAUACGCACCAGCAGUACAGUGAACGCCACCAGCCAAGCACUGACCAAACUGCUGCGGUCCUACCGUACAGCGACCAGACGCAACAGCUCACUGCCAACCCGAGGCACAUGCCCCAGUGCUUUCGUGACCCUACUUUGGCUCCCCUGCGGAAGCUCUCCAUAGACCUUAUCAAAACCUAUAAACAGAUCAAUGAGGUGUAUUAUGCAAAAAAGAAGCGGCGGCACCAAACGGGUCAGGGUGAAGACUCCAGUCACAAGAAAGAGAGGAAGGUCUUCAACGAUGGCUACGACGAUGACAACUACGAUUACAUCGUCAAGAAUGGGGAAAAGUGGAUGGACCGCUAUGAGAUCGACUCCUUGAUCGGCAAAGGGUCAUUUGGACAGGUUGUAAAAGCUUAUGACCGUGCAGAGCAGGAGUGGGUUGCCAUCAAGAUCAUCAAGAACAAAAAAGCUUUUCUCAAUCAAGCCCAGAUUGAAGUGCGCCUCCUAGAGCUCAUGAACAAACAUGACACUGAGAUGAAAUACUACAUAGUUCACCUGAAACGUCACUUCAUGUUCCGGAACCACCUCUGCCUGGUGUUUGAGAUGCUCUCAUACAACCUGUACGACCUGCUGCGGAACACCAACUUCCGCGGCGUCUCUCUCAACCUGACCAGGAAGUUUGCUCAGCAGCUUUGCACUGCGCUGCUGUUCCUGGCCACACCUGAGCUCAGCAUCAUCCACUGUGACCUGAAGCCUGAGAACAUCCUGCUGUGCAACCCCAAGAGGAGCGCCAUCAAGAUAGUGGACUUUGGCAGCUCCUGCCAACUGGGACAGAGGAUAUACCAGUACAUCCAGAGUCGUUUUUACCGCUCCCCAGAGGUGCUGCUGGGUAUGCCCUAUGACCUUGCCAUCGACAUGUGGUCCCUGGGCUGCAUCCUGGUAGAGAUGCACACCGGAGAGCCCCUCUUCAGUGGAGCCAACGAGGUUGACCAGAUGAAUAAGAUAGUUGAAGUUCUAGGUAUCCCCCCCAAUCAUAUUAUGGACCUAGCCCCAAAAGCCAGGAAGUUCUUUGAGAAGCUAUCAGAUGGCACAUGGAGCGUUAAGAAGACCAAAGAUGGCAAAAGGUAUAAGCCUCCAGCCUCUCGGAAGCUACACUCCAUCAUGGGUGUGGAGGCCGGGGGUCCAGGUGGCCGGCGGGCGGGGGAGUCUGGCCACGCCGUCGCUGACUACUUGAAGUUCAAGGACCUGAUCCUGCGGAUGUUGGACUACGACCCCAAGAGCCGCAUCCAGCCCUACUACGCCCUGCAGCACAGCUUCUUCAAGAAGACUGCAGAUGAGGGGACCAACACGAGCAGCAGUGUGUCCACCAGCCCAGCGCUGGAGCAGUCCCAGUCCUCUGGAACCACCUCCAGCACCUCCUCCAGCUCAGGAGGGUCAUCUGGGACCAGUACCAGUGGCAGAGCGAGGUCAGACCCCACCCAUCACCACCUACACAGUGGAGGGCACUUUGGGGCAGUGCUGCCAGCCAUUGAUGGUGACACCCUCUGUCCACAGGCAAGAAAUACUUACCUUCCCCCAUUGGUGUGGGGAGGCGGCGUUGGACCAGAGCCAGUGGCCGGAGAGACCCACCCAGUCCAGGAGACCACCUUCCAUGUCCCCCCUCAGCACCCCAAGGCCCUGCACCCCCACUCCCACCCCCAUCAUCACCACGCGCAGGUGAUGGCCACACGGCCCCGCCCGCGGCACUACACCUCCCCCACACACAGCGCCUCCAGACAGGACUCCAUGGAGUUGGUGCAUGGCCAUCUGUCCUUGACCUCCCUGUCUUCCUCUGCCUCCUCUUCCUCCACAUCUUCCUCUUCCACUGGGAACCACGGCAACCAGGCCUACCAGCUCCGCCACCUGCCCUUUGGGCACCACGGCGGGCUGAGCAUGGGGCUGGGCGCCUUCUCGAACCCCCGGCAGGAGACAGGCAUGGCCGCCCACCCCGCAUACCCCAUGGGCACAAACACGGGGCCGGCCCACUACCUACCAGAGGGCCACCUGGGCAUGAGGCAGGGCAUGGACCGGGAGGAGUCUCCCAUGACUGGAGUGUGUGUGCAGCAGAGUUCCAUGGCCAGCUCGUGACUGCACUGACAUUUGGCUGUGUGUUCCCCCUAUGCGUCAUUUUUAAGGUGGUGUUUUUUACUACAGGUGUGUCGAACUAAAGCUGCUCACGUCAGAAGGGAGAUAUCACUGAACCGCUACUACAGAGAAGAUCCUUUGUUAAAAGAAUGUGGUUUCCAUUUUUCCUUUUGCAAUCAUUAGGCACAUAGUAAUGUUGCUGAAAAACCAUAGUAAAAUUGAGACAUCCAUCUGCCGUUUCACAAAAUUCAUGUAACAAAUAACCACUGUCCGGUAUUACAUGGCAAAAUCUUCUGGUGAGCAUUUGGGGAUAAAGUUGGAAGCAGUUUUACAGGUAGCUGUCAGUAAUGAAAUGCUAACACAUACUCUUAUUUCAAACUGUGGAAUUUCUGACAUUUUUGUUCCACAGGUUGUUGAUUGUUUUACCCUUUUUAAAGUAAGAGCUGCUUUUAAAACCUGUAGCUUGACCAGGAGGAACGUGUUUGUGGUGAUAUUUCGUAUUGUCUGUCGGUGUUGUGUAACUCUGUGAGAGGGGAGCACAUAGCAGUGGAGUUCCUAUAGCGUGCGCUGGCCCAGACAGUGGAGGGGAUACCCUGCAGGUGGAAGAUGUCGAGUGGGGAGCUUCUGAGGGGGGAGCGCUGCCCCCCUUAGGUCCAGAGCCCUGGGGGCCUGGUGAGCUGGGCCUGGCCCCGGCCUGGCACUGACAAGAGAGCAGAGAUGGGCUCUGGAGAAGAAAAUGAUCCGGCCCAGCGCGGGGAAGACUGGUUCAGUCAGUGGCUGGUUCUCAGAUAACCCUUUGGCCUUACGACUCAUGGACUUGGAAUGGGACGGAGCUGGACAUUAUCAUUUGAAUUAACAUGGCUUUCCUCUAUUUUUAUCUGUAGACAGCCCUUAAUUCUUUAAGGAGAAUAAACAUAAUAGAAGAAGGUCAUUAAGAAUGAUGAUUUCUGAGGCCUUUCUCUACAACGAUUUCUCAUCAAUGGGGCCCCACAUUACAGGGUCUUGUACACACCAAUCUCCUAAACAUUACUUCCUCAAAAUCUUGUUCACAGAUUAAGGAUUUCACAGUGGAAUGAACUAUAUUUUCCAGAGUACCUUUGCC
Messenger RNA from Coregonus clupeaformis (lake whitefish), 4134 nucleotides. Its product is annotated as dual specificity tyrosine-phosphorylation-regulated kinase 1A-like. Gene Ontology annotation, cellular component: nucleus. The record is from RefSeq and is a predicted model, not a curated record. Lineage: Eukaryota; Metazoa; Chordata; Actinopteri; Salmoniformes; Salmonidae. Bases 822 to 3035 code for a protein of 737 amino acids. Gene Ontology annotation, biological process: peptidyl-serine phosphorylation; protein autophosphorylation; peptidyl-threonine phosphorylation. Gene Ontology annotation, molecular function: protein serine/threonine/tyrosine kinase activity; transcription coactivator activity; protein serine/threonine kinase activity. The transcript is spliced from 12 exons.